Cuscuta campestris is the source of this 3078-nucleotide messenger RNA. NCBI's taxonomy places the organism in Eukaryota, Viridiplantae, Streptophyta, Magnoliopsida, Solanales, Convolvulaceae. The record is from the annotation of a GenBank genome assembly.
AGCGCUCUCGGGGAUACAGAAUUACAGAGUCUCAAAUUAAACAAAGUACCCACAACAUACUUCUUUCUCCCCCUCAGUUACCCGCCAAAAGGGUAUAAUUUUUAACUCCCCCAAUUUCUUCUCCCUUCCCUUUUUCGCUCCAAUGGCUUAACGGAUCUCUCUUCUGCCAAGGUAUUGCUUCCGCUGUUGCAGAUUUGCCAUUUAUGCGGCGGGUUGGCCCGGAACGGCGGCGAUUCGCUGGACGGACAGGCUAGCUGUGUUGUUGUUUCUUCUUUUUCCGGGAUGGAAUCCACGGCCGGGUUGAAAUUGGAGGGUGUGGGGGAGAAGAGGCCGCCGGACUCCGAGGCGAUCGAGGAGCGGCCAGAAUGGAAGAAGGCGAGGGCGACGGUGGGCGGGAAUGUGAAGAAGGUCGCGGAAUUGGUGCUUGUGCUCGCCGCAAUGGGGAAGAUGAGGGGCGGGUGGAGUCCCAGUGAUGCGGAGAAGGAGAUGAUGGUGGAAGCAAGGGAUAAGUUGGCCGAUGUGUGCCAAACGUUUGCUCCAAAGGAUGUGUUUCCCAGGGAGGCGUUUGGAGUUGUGAUCGAGGACCUUGGCCUUGAUAAGCUGAAGGAACAGAGGUUAGGGAUUCGCCCUCCUAAGAUGUCUAUUGCCGAGACCAUGUUGAUUUCCAAAAGACAGAUGGAAAAACCUGCAGAAGCCAUACAUUCUGCUCUUUAUUCAUCCCAACGCUUGCAAUCACAUUCGGGUGCAACGGUUGAGAAUCGUGGUCCUGCAUCAAAUGCUAAUCGAAUCUUUCCAUCUGAUAAACCAGGGCAUGCACCGAAUUCGUACGGGAAUUUUCAGUCAGCUGCAAUGCUGGGUCAUGGACCUGCUGCAAAUUCUGCAUCUUUACCUCAUCAAUUGCCUACAAGUGAGAUCAAACAUAGUGUUCACACCGGGUUAGCCACUAGUAAUAUGGGUAAAGACACAUCUCCAGUGCUAUUGCCGCGUGCUGAAAGGCCACAUCUCAGAUCUGACGGGAGGUUAAAUGCUGCUUCUCAUAUUCAAGAUCACCCAACCUUGAGGCCGCCUAACUGGCCGAUGGCGCCUUCAUCACAUUCAGCGGCUAAAGUGGGACCUGACAUUGGGAUUCCAGCACAUUCAUCGGUAAAAGUUGAGGGUGGUGCGGGUCACAAGUCAGUGAUGGCCCACCAACCAACAACAUCCAGACCUUAUAUCAAUCAGGCUUCCUUUGGGAACUUGCCAAAUGCACACCAGCAUAUUCAUGGAAUGAGUUUUGUUCCUGCACAUCCUCCGAGUAGCCCCCAUGCUGAAGUUGGUAAGAUUGUUCAGAGGUUCCUACAACCCCAACUUCGUGAUAGACCUGCUUGGACUCCACCAUCUAGAGAUUAUAUGAGCAAGGCACUGCCUUGUCAGAUGUGCAAGUCUACAGUGACUGGUGUGGAUAACAUUCUUAUUUGUGAUGCUUGUGAAAAAGGGUAUCACUUGAAAUGCAUUAAUAUGACUAAUCCGAAAGGUAUUCCCAGGGGGGAAUGGCAUUGUGGGAAGUGCUUAUCACUAACAUAUGGUAAACCACUGCCCCCAAAGUAUGGCCGUGUCAUGAGGAAUAGCAAUGCUCCAAAGACCUCUUCAAAUGCACUAAUGGCUCAGCCAUAUUUAGACAAAAAAGUUUCUCGUGCAAGUGAGAAGUUCACUCAGCAGAAGGUGGCAGUCAAUGAGAAUGCUGCUUUACAAAAUCCUCCUUCUCUAGAUAUAGCAAAUAGAGAUGACACUGUGUCAAGUAUUGAUAGUAGAGCUUCUUCGGAAUCCUUUCCAAACAUUAUGGUGAAAUCUUUUAGUGAUAACGGUGCUUCCCCUGUUUGCGCAUCAGCUGAUAAACCUUUCCAAGGGGAUUCAGUAGAUUUGAAACAGGAGCCUCACGCAACAACUAAGACAACACUGAUCUCAUCUGACCAUUCACACCCAUCUUCGAACCUCCCAAAUGUAGAUCAUGUUCCACCAAAUAGUGAAGAGGUUUCAUUGAAAGGGUCUACUGACAAUCACCUUGAUGUUGUUGAUUUGAAGGAGUCUUUUGAUAGGGCUUCUUUCAGGACCAGUUCCAUUGGUGUUGCUAAAGGAGACGAACGAGAAACUGUAGAAGCAAAUACUUCUGAAGACUCUAAAACCUGUAAUGGGAGCAUGAAAGACAAUAAUUCUUUAUCAGAUUGCUUAAAUAAUGUUGAUUGGGUUGGCAUCAAACAUACAGUUGAGGAUGAGAAAGAUUAUUAUGAAGCAUGCCGCAUUAAUGGCUGUACGUACCGUCUCAAAGACUAUGCUCUUAUUCGUUUUGAAAAUGAUCGACUGAUUCCUUCAAAGAUUCAGACUAUGUGGGAAGAUACCAAAAGUGGAACCAAAUGGGUUACUGUUACUAAAUGUUACUCUCCUAGAGAUUUGCCAGCAUCUGUGGGGAGGCCCUGUAGUCUGGAAAGCAGCGAGGUCUAUUUGUCUAAUUUUGAGAGUUCUGUAAUGGCUGGGCUGAUUCAAGGCCCUUGUGAAGUUCUUCCUUCAAGCCGGUUCGUUGAAGAAAGAGAAAGGAGAACUCUUGCUGGAACAGAGCAAAAUGCUUCAGGACCGCUUUACCUUUGCAAGUGGAUUUUUGAUGAAGCAAAGGGCCUAUUCCGUGACGUUUCCUGUUAAUCGUGCUCAAGUCAUGUGUUCUUUCCUUCCCUCUGUCCCAGUCAACCGGGCAGCCCUUCUGAACUGCGGGUUUCAGAGAUGGAGUUGCGCGUACGAUAUGAUUCUCGGAAGGAAGUGCGCGAAUUCACUUUCAUUUAUGGCUUGUUAGUUUAGUGAAAUGUAGAAAGGAGGUAGAUUUGGUCUUUCUUUAGAUUAGAUGCCGCCAUCCCAAUUCGCUUAUAUUAUGCUAAGGUAAUUUUAUUCUUUUGCUAAACAGAUUUUUUUUUUUAAAAUUUCUGUGAGCAUUGUUUCUUCUACAGCAUAAUAGUGUAUAUACUGUCAAUUCAAACGUCUGUUGCUGCCCAUUGGGCAAUAAAUUCCCGAGGCGUGGUUAAAAAAAAAGAGCAAUACACGUUGAGAUUUCGG